GCAAGGUUAGGUUAGUCGCGUCUCGAGAAAGAUUGAACUGUAAUCUUGUUGCCAAAAAUAUUAUUGACACUAUUUGAUUUCAAAUAGAGUGACAAUGUUUGAUAAUAAAAUGAGGUGGAAGCGUACGAGCAGUACUGGUGUCGUUGAAAAAAUUAUAAUUUUGGACUUGCUUGUUCCGAUCGCUCGCUAGCGUUGUCACACGUAAAAAUCAUACGCUCCGAUUGUCGUGUAACGCAUUUAAUAACGCGGCAAGCUAUCAUUGAGUGAUAAUACAGUAUAUUUAUUGAGUGACGUUGUAAACGGUUAAAAUAUGUCUUCGUACCCAAGUGAUUUAUCACGUUCUCAGGAGUACUUGAGUUUUCGCAGUUCUGUACCACUCAGGAAAAUUAUCGUCGAUGCCAACGGCAUCAAGGGAUGGAAGGUAUAUGAUUCCAAUCCAAAAACUAUCAAGUGCCCACUUAUAUGUCUUCCACCAGCUUGCGGUACUGCUGAUAUAUUUUUUAAGCAAAUAUUAGGUCUGGCUGCCAAAGGUUACAGAGUUAUAUCAGUUGAGCCACCAGUUUAUUGGAGUAUAAAGGAUUGGUGCGAUGGAUUUAGAAAACUGUUGGAUUAUCUAGAACUUGACAAGGUUCAUCUUUUCGGUGCUUCCCUAGGUGGCUUCCUGGCACAGAAAUUUACAGAGAUAAAUGCUCACUGCCCUAGAGUAGUAUCCUUAGUUUUGUGUAACACUUUUACAGAUACAUCUAUAUUUAGUUCCAAUGAUUCUGCAGGAAUUUUUUGGAUUUUACCUUCAUUGGUACUAAAAAAAAUGAUAAUGGGAAAUUUUGCAACACAAAAGGUUGAUGGAGAGAUCGUAGAAGCAAUUGAUUUCAUGGUGGAACAGCUGGAAAGUUUAACGCAAUCUGAAUUAGCAUCACGUUUAACAAUGAAUUGCAUAAAUUGCUAUGUACAACCGCAAAAAAUAUGUCACUUGCCUGUGACAAUAAUAGACGUUUUUGAUGAUUAUGCUUUAUCAAAUGCAACUCGAGAAGACAUGUAUAAAUGCUAUCCAAAUGCAAAACUAGCACACUUGAAAACUGGUGGAAAUUUUCCAUAUUUAAGUCGAUCCGCCGAAGUUAAUCUACAUUUGCAGAUUCACUUAAGACAGUUUGAAGGCACAGAAUAUGCAGCUUCAGAAACAACUAAGAGUUAGCAAAAUACGUUAAUUUUAGA
This is a messenger RNA of Linepithema humile (Argentine ant), 1212 nucleotides long. RefSeq names its product maspardin-like. Lineage: Eukaryota; Metazoa; Arthropoda; Insecta; Hymenoptera; Formicidae. The record is from RefSeq and is a predicted model, not a curated record.